Messenger RNA from Exophiala aquamarina CBS 119918, 1710 nucleotides. RefSeq lists its product as uncharacterized. Gene Ontology annotation, molecular function: iron ion binding; monooxygenase activity; oxidoreductase activity, acting on paired donors, with incorporation or reduction of molecular oxygen. The transcript is spliced from 2 exons. Bases 1 to 1710 code for a protein of 569 amino acids. Lineage: Eukaryota; Fungi; Ascomycota; Eurotiomycetes; Chaetothyriales; Herpotrichiellaceae. The record is from RefSeq and is a predicted model, not a curated record.
AUGGCGGCGUCCAUCUCGCCGUCGGUCAUCGUGACCCAAAUCCAGAACUACCUCGGUACCAACCACAAUGAGACCGCUGACGCUCUUUUCAAGUCCGAUGCUGUUACGGCCAUUGGGACCUACAAAUGGUUCAUCGGUACUGGCAUCUUCGUUAUCGUCAGUGCUAUUCAGAUCAUCAAGUAUAUGCUCCGAGAUCGCCCUCCACCAGGUCUGAAGCUCAUCCCCGGUCCUACCUCUACCAUUCCUUACAUUGGACGCGUCCAUGAUGUCGACCCAAACAAGCCAUGGUUCGCCAUGAAGAAGUUCUGUGAUGAAUACAAUGGCAUCUUCCGCUCCACCAUCUGCGGUGAGAUGCACAUUUGGAUUGGUGACUCCGACAUUGGCUACGAGCUUUUGUGCAAGAAGGCAAAGAUCUAUUCUUCCCGGCCCCAGGUGCCUGCUGUUCCUGGCAGCGACUCUCAAGGCCAGUAUCUUCCUCUUCUCGCUCAUGAUGAUCACUGGAGAAAUCAGCGCAAGUUCGCCCACACCGUCCUCACCCAGGGCUUCAACCAGAAAUACUACGGAUAUGUCAGCCACGAGGCUAAGCGAUUCUUGUACAAACUUCUUGUUGAUCCCAAGGACCACUUCGCUCUUACAGAUCGUUUCUGUGGUCGGAUCAGCGCUCGCCUGGGAUAUGGUCGACCAGAAUCUGCUGCUGCUCACUGCAAGAAUGCCGGUGAAUUCAUUCCUCAAAUUUCUCCAUCUGGCCCUAUCACCAAUCUGAUGCCUUUCCUUGGCGGGCUUCCUGAAUGGCUCAACCCAUCCAUCCGCAAGGUUCGUGAACGUCGUGAGAAGGAAGAGAAGCUCUGGAAGGGUCUCAUGAAGCAAGUUAGCCAAGAAGUCGAACAAGGUGUUGCCCCCAUCAGUUACGCAAAGACCUAUUUUGAGCGCAAAGCGGCUGAAACCGGCUCUCGAUCUUUUGGGUUUGAUGACCAUGAAGCUGCCUAUGCCGUUGGUAUGUUGGUCACCGUUGCCAUUUUCACCAUUGGUGGUCCUCUCUACUGCUUCUUCCUUGCUAUGGUCCUUCACCCUGAAUGGCAAGAGAAGGUCCGCAAAGAAUACGAUGAGGUCAUUGGGGACCGUGUUGUUGAGGUCGGCGAUGCCCCCAACCUGCCAAUUCUCCGCGCUGCAAUCAAAGAAUGCGUCCGAUGGAGACCACCAGUCCCGUUGGGUGUCCCCCGUCUCCUCGAGGAAGAUGAUGAAUGGAAUGGCUAUUUCCUUCCCAAGGGUGCUGUCAUCCACGUUGUCGAUCUCGCUCUUGCCCGUAACCCAAAGCUUUACCCGGACCCAGAGACCUUCAACCCUGCCCGUUGGCUCGAAAAGGAAUAUCCUACCUACAAGGAGCCUUUGACCGAGCACCCCAGACUCAUGGGUCACCAUGGCUUUGGAAUGGGCCGCCGCAUGUGCCCAGGUAUCGAGGUUACUGAAGCCGAACUCCUUGUUGCCUGUGGCAGCAUCGUUGGCUGCUUCGAACUCAAGCCAUACCUGGAUUCCAAUGGACAACCAAAGUGGCCCGAGAGCUACAAGUUCACCCCCAACUUGAUCGGUGGUCCUCUACCUUUCGAGAUGGAUGUCAAGGUCCGAAACCCCGAGAAGGCAGCACGCAUCAAGGCCUGGUACGAGGAGAGUGUGGCAGAUGAGAUCGCUGGCAAGAUCGCUGCUGGCUUGUAA